This is a messenger RNA of Solanum stenotomum, 705 nucleotides long. RefSeq lists its product as uncharacterized. The record is from RefSeq and is a predicted model, not a curated record. Gene Ontology annotation, cellular component: plasma membrane. The coding region runs from base 1 to 705 and encodes 234 amino acids. NCBI's taxonomy places the organism in Eukaryota, Viridiplantae, Streptophyta, Magnoliopsida, Solanales, Solanaceae. The transcript has a single exon.
AUGUCUCCAAAUUCCUCCAUGACUGAAUCUAGAGAUCAAGUUCGCCCUCUAGCACCUGCAUCCCACCGUAUAUACGUAGAAAACGAACAAGGAAUUGAUUCCACGUCCGUAUGUAGUAUGGAGUUAGCAAAAAAACAACGUCGUAGAAGGUGCAUCAAAUGUUGCAGUUGUUGUGGAAUCACAACAAUAAUCAUAGUUGUAAUCAUCAUAAUUCUUGCAUUCACCGUAUUCAAGGUGAAAACACCUACUAUAAGAAUGAACUCAAUUAAAUUCGAUGGGUUGAGUUAUCUCACUAGUAGUUCUAAUCUACAAACCAAUGUGAACAUAACGGUCUCUGCAGAUAUCUCUAUCAAAAAUCCUAACGCGGUCUCGUUCAAAUUUAACCGUGCAACCACUAGCCUGAUCUACGAUGACAGGGUCAUCGUAGAAGUCUUAACGCCAUCGGCUAAUGCUAGGGCUCGGAGGACGUUCAGGAUGAUUGUGAAUGUCACAGUUAUGGCUGACAAAUUAUCAGGCAUUCCUAGGCUAGCAAGUGAUUUAAAGGCAGGGGAAUUGCCUAUGAGUAUGUCCACAAGUAUUAAUGGAAGAGUCAAGAUAUUGAGUAUUAAGAAGAGUGUUGGUAUACAAAUGAAUUGUAGUAUGGUAGUUGUUUUACAAACGCAAGAUGUUAAGGAUAUGGAUUGCAAAAGGAAAAUUUCUCUCUAG